Messenger RNA from Camelus dromedarius (Arabian camel), 1344 nucleotides. It is a transcript of the gene CDC123, whose product is annotated as cell division cycle 123. The coding region runs from base 123 to 1133 and encodes 336 amino acids. The record is from RefSeq and is a predicted model, not a curated record. NCBI's taxonomy places the organism in Eukaryota, Metazoa, Chordata, Mammalia, Artiodactyla, Camelidae. The transcript is spliced from 13 exons. Gene Ontology annotation, cellular component: cytoplasm.
CCUAAGGGACCGGAAGUGUCCUUGAACCAAACCAGCUCGGCGGGCACUUCCGGGACGGGAGACCAGGGUUCCGGGAGGGUGCUGGGAGGAGAGGGAGAAGCGGCGGCGGCGGCGGCUGGAGGAUGAAGAAAGAGCAUGUGCUGCACUGUCAGUUCUCCGCAUGGUACCCACUGUUCCGAAGCCUCACCAUCAAGAGCAUCAUUCUUCCACUUCCUCAGAAUGUGAAGGAUUAUUUACUGGAUGAUGGAACUCUGGUGGUUGCAGGAAGGGAAGACCCACCAACACAUUCUCAGCCAGACAGUGAUGACGAGGCAGAAGAAAUACAGUGGUCGGAUGAUGAGAACACGGCCACGCUUACGGCACCAGAAUUUCCUGAGUUCACCACCAAAGUCCAAGAAGCUAUCAAUUCCCUGGGGGGCAGUGUAUUUCCUAAGCUUAACUGGAGUGCCCCAAGGGAUGCGUACUGGAUAGCAAUGAACAGUUCCCUGAAGUGUAAAACCCUCAGCGACAUCUUUCUACUGUUCAAGAGUUCUGAUUUCAUCACCCGUGACUUCACCCAACCAUUUAUUCAUUGUACUGAUGAUUCUCCAGAUCCCUGUAUAGAAUAUGAGCUUGUCCUUCGAAAAUGGUGCGAAUUAAUUCCUGGGGCUGAGUUCAGAUGUUUUGUCAAGGAAAAUAAGCUUAUUGGUAUUUCUCAGAGGGACUACACACAAUACUAUGAUCAUAUUUCUAAACAAAAGGAAGAGAUUUGCAGAGGCAUACAAGACUUUUUCAAGAAACACAUACAGUAUAAAUUCUUAGAUGAAGACUUUGUAUUCGAUAUAUAUAGAGACAGUAGGGGCAAGGUGUGGCUGAUUGAUUUUAAUCCAUUUGGUGAAGUGACAGAUUCGCUUCUGUUUACAUGGGAUGAGCUGAUAUCUGGAAGAAACCUAAAGGGAGAUUUUACUGAAGGAGAAGCUCUGGAGCAGGACUCCCCAGCCUUCCGUUGCACCAACAGCGAAGUCACAGUGCAGCCGAGUCCCUACCUGAGCUAUCGGCUGCCCAAGGACUUCGUGGACCUCUCGACCGGCGAAGACGCUCACAAACUCAUAGAUUUCCUGAAACUGAAGAGAAAUCAGCAAGAGGAUGCCUGAUGACGUGCCAGAGCUGAAGGCCAAGUCACAGCGGAAGCAGCGCUGCUGCUGGGGGCCGGACGCCGUUCACAGCCUCCUAUUAACCCGGGGCGGGGGGGCUGGGGGGCAGGAUGGAAAUCAGCAGCUUUUUAUAUUCAUGUAUAAAGCUGAGGGGAAAUGGAGGGGCUUUGCUACGUGUAGAAAUCACAUAAUAAAAUAGAUCUUAAACACA